AUGGCAGUGUUAAAGAUUAAGAAGUUGAAAGAGGCUCCUAAGGCUGAAAAUGAGCCCAAGCCCAAGAAAAUCCGUAUUAAGACCAAUUUGAAGAAAGAAGAACCUUCUAAACCUAAGUUGAAGAUUAGUUUGAAGAAGAAAGGGUCUACUGAGAAGAAGAAAGGGUCUACUGAGAAGAUUGAAAAGGUUGAGAAGGGUAGUGGGAUGAAGUUGAAGCUGAAUUUAAAGAAGAAUGAGGAAAAACAAGUGAAAGGGCUUAAAACUCCACGAUUAAGGUUAAAACCAAUACGGGUACCCGGUGAAGGUUAUGAUUCUGAGGCCUCUGAUAUUGAAGAUGAUCCAUUGAUCGAAGAAGGGAUUGUUCUAAGAGUUCUACCUGAUAUUCAAGCUGAGUUUGUCAAAAAUUCUAUCGAGAGUGGUGAUUAUUCAGGAAUUGUUAUUAAAUGGAAAGGUGAGAGACAUGCAAUCGUUAAUAUCAACGAUGUUUCAUAUGGGGCUGUAUUAGUAGACCUACCAACAUUGAUUGAAGUUAAUAAAAGUGUUGAUAGAAAAAAUUUAAUGAAGACUUUUGAUGUAAGCCAAAUGUUACUAUGUGUUAAAAUUAUAGAGAAUGAAGAAGAAGUAUUUACAUUAUCACCACCGGAAUCAGAAGACUUGGCAUUAAAACAUUAUGAAGAGUACAAGGAUGAAAUACAACAUUAUAAAAAACAGUUAUUAAAGGGUUACAACGAUGGUCCGUUAACUGAAAGUGAAUCCAAAUAUCUUGACCAAAUUGCACACAAGAGCUACGAUUAUAAACAUGGUUUAACACCUCCAUUAUACAACGUUCGCAACAGAAGGUUCAGAAGGAAGAUGGGUGCUGAUGAAUUUAACUACGCCGAAAGCGUUGUCCAACUGCUAUUAGAACAAGAUGAGCAAGCAGAAGAAGUGACAUAUGAAUUGGUAGAUGACAGCAAUGUACUGGGAAGAACUGUAUCUACGACUAAUGUCAUUUCCCAACCAAAACCAAAGGAAACUAUACAGUCUUUUGCCCUUGAUGAAGAGGAAAAAGAAGAAGAUGAAUUAGAUUUGGAGCAAGCUUUUGAAAGUGAAGAUGAAGAGAAAAGUGUAUCCAGCAAUCAUCCUGUUGCUAAGAGUUCAGUUAGAAUUGAAGAGAAAUUAGAUGAAACUGGUGAUGAUGUUGAACAGUACAACGGUGAAGAGGAAGAGGAAGAAGAUGAAGAAGAUGAAGAGGACGAAGAAGAAGAAGGUGAUGAAGAUCAAGAACGUGAAGGCCCUAAGCGCGCAGUUGAUGAAAAUAUUCAACAUAACGAGUUACUGAAAGAAGAAUUGUCAGAAUUAGAGAGUAUUCUAUCUCAAACUAAACAAAAACUGGAAAAAGCUACAAAUCCUCUGUUAAAAUCAAGAUUUAUUGAUAGUAUUAAAAAGUUAGAGAAAGAAGUAGAGAUCAAGAGGAAACAGUUGAAAGCAAGUGAUAGUACUUUGCAACAUAAAGAAGGUGAUGAAGAAUCAGAAACACAACAAGGUAUAGCAGAUGAAGAAGUAGGAGUACCCGAGGAAGAGGAAGAAGAAGAAGAAGAAGAAGAGGAAGAAGAAGAAGAAGAAGAGGAAGAACAAGGACAAGCAACUGAACAACAAUCCCAGCUCCAGCAGCAGCAACAACAACAACAACAAGAAUCCGAAGAGGUCCCAGUUGCAGAAACAGAAUUAGACCAAAAUGAUCUUGAUAUGAUGAUGUUGUUCGGUGCAGAAGGUGACGAUGAGGAAUGA
Messenger RNA from Vanderwaltozyma polyspora DSM 70294, 1770 nucleotides. RefSeq names its product TATA-binding protein-associated factor TAF7 (gene TAF7). Gene Ontology annotation, cellular component: transcription factor TFIID complex. The transcript has a single exon. The coding region runs from base 1 to 1770 and encodes 589 amino acids. Gene Ontology annotation, molecular function: RNA polymerase II general transcription initiation factor activity. The record is from RefSeq and is a predicted model, not a curated record. Gene Ontology annotation, biological process: transcription initiation at RNA polymerase II promoter; RNA polymerase II preinitiation complex assembly. NCBI's taxonomy places the organism in Eukaryota, Fungi, Ascomycota, Saccharomycetes, Saccharomycetales, Saccharomycetaceae.